GGACAACCCUGUUUCUACAGUAGUUCGGUGUUACGGCGCUGUCGAGCCAAAUGUUGGUGAGGAGCACUUGUUGCGUCCACGAAGAAGAAGAGGAGGAGGAAGUGGACCGUCGCUGGGUAGUUGACGGUGUCCAGUCAGACUGGGACGUUCCGGGGCAGAAGUGUGUGACAGGAGGUCUGCUGACACACUGGUUUAACAUGGCUAACGCUGCCUGGUCAGAGAAGAUGGUCAAACUCCUCAGUCGAAUGAACAACUUCUACUCAGCAGGCUCCUGUCGCGUCAGGUGCUGCAGGUUUGAGAUCGACAAAGCGCAGGUCGGCUGGAUCCCUCCUCACGUGGCUGCUCUGUUGACACGGUAUCCAGAUGUGUUCAGUCCGCCACACGGUGGCGCAGUGACGCUGUGUCAAAGUCUGGACUCGUACGGGAGGAGAUCAGAGGCUGUGGACGCUGUCCUGCAGUCCCUGAGACAGGAGGCGUCCUUGAGCUGCCUCAGAGGAUGGAGGGACGAGAAAUAUAGUGUGAUGCCAACAUUUUCAGAUCCUCCUCUGAUGUGGAUGGAAAGAGCAGCUACAAGUCUUUUUGGGGUGAAACGGUAUGGAGUCCACAUCAAUGGUUACACCGUCAGUGACAGUGGGGAAGUCAGUAUGUGGCUGGCUCGACGCUCCCAAACUAAGCAGACACACCCUGGAGUUCUGGACAAUGUGGCAGCAGGUGGUGUGUCUGCUGGGGUUGGCAUCAAAUAUACUCUGCUGAAAGAAUGUCAGGAGGAAGCAUGUAUCCCAGCAGCCAUUGCUAAUAAGGCACGCCCUGUAACCACAAUAAGCUACACCUAUGAGGAUGAAGAGGGGGUGUUUGCAGAGAGUCAGUUUGUCUAUGAUUUGGAGCUUCCUCGCGAGUUCAAGCCCAGAGUGGGCGAUGGAGAGGUGCAGGAUUUCUACCUCCUGCCCAUCGAUAAG
Molecule: messenger RNA, 956 nt
Organism: Paralichthys olivaceus (Japanese flounder)
Lineage: Eukaryota; Metazoa; Chordata; Actinopteri; Pleuronectiformes; Paralichthyidae
Source: RefSeq, a predicted model, not a curated record